AGCUACGAUGUUUAGAUAACAGGUACAUUUCCCUGUAAAACAGCUCCAAUAUGAACAGCACUACUUUUACUACUGACGCCUCAUCCACAGACCUCUCUACUUCACUUAGUGUGCUAUCAAACACGUUAGCGAACGAGUCAAACCCGGAACAUGCGCGCACUAUCAUUGAGAAGCAGCAGCUGGUACACCAGUGUGAGAUGAUGAAGAUAGAGAUAGCACAGAAACAUCAGCAGAUAAUGGACACAAGAGCACAGUACGAAUCUCGUGCAGAGGAGCUGGAAGAGCAGCUACAUUCUGCGCGCCAUGCGCAUCAAGUCGUGCAGUUCAAAUUAAACAGUGCACUUGAUCAGCACAGUAAGGAACUCAAAACUGCUCAGGAAGCGAACAGUGACCAGAUUGUUAUGUUACGAAGAAAACAAGCAGAGAUAGAAACACUGCUCCCUUCUUUGCAAGUCAAGUCAGCUGAUAUUAGAAACACCUUACUUAACGUACAUGUUACUGAUACUAUGUACCAACACCUGGCGAUAAAGCAACGGGAGACUUUGACAAUGAAGGAACUUAUACAAGUUUCCUUCUACGAGUUCCAGUUACCUUUACAGAAGAGACUGGAGGAGAUGAGCAGUAAACUGAAGACUCAUCAGGAACAAUAUGAUAUCUCCAAGAAAGAGGUGAAGAUAUUGGACAAUAAUUUGACAAUAGAGAAGCAGAAUAAAGUUGAGUUGGAAACAGAGAACUCUAGUCUCAGACAGAAGAUUGACUUGCUCACUCACCAACUUAAUCCAUCUCACAAAGCGAACUAUAAGAACGUGCUAGCGAAGAACAUAGAGUUAGAGAGUGUAAACAAACAGUUGCUUACUGGGAACACUUAUUUGAAGGCGGAAGUAGCAGCCCUGACAGAAGAGCAGAAGAAAAACAACUCCACAUUCAGUGCACUGCGCCAGGAGUCAGCGCUGCUAAAUCAAGACAAACAGUACUUGACGCGCGAGAACGCGGAGUUAACCUCACGAGCACAUCGCACUGAGGAGAAACUUGAUAAUCUGACUGUGGAGUUGAACAGUGCUAAGCGGGCUAGAGAUAAGGUGUACGAGGAGUUAGUGAAUGUAAGACAGAGUGUGACUCAUGAACACGAACAGAAAGUGCAAACAGAAAUAGAUCUGCUAAAACAGAAAACAGGAAGUGAGAUUGAGCAUCUCCGCAUCACUGCACAACAGGUGUACGAACGAGAAAAGCAAUUACUAAUCGACAGUCGCGAAGCAGCAGUCAGUGACCGUAACGAUGCGCUCCGCAAAAACCGCGACCUACAAGACAAAUACGAGGAUAUCUCCGGAAGCUAUCAUUCUUACCAAACUGUCACAAACACCAAACUCGCGGAGAUUAAGAACACGUUAAAACUAAAAGAGUUUGAGCUGGAGAGAAUUAAUCUGCUCUACGGUGAAGUGAGCGGGAAAUACAACGGAAGCGCUAAGGAAAAUGAUAAGAUAGCUAAGAAACUUGAGGUUUUGUUGGAUGAAUACAACUCAAACAGAUGUGAUCAUGUGAACGAAGUCAACACACUGACUCUAAAAGUUCGCACACUUCAAAAUGAGUUAUCAACUCUGAAAAUCGGAGAUGAGGGUAUCAAAGAUCUGAUUCAGGUUUUGGGAAGCGAAAAUAUCUCUUGUAACAAAGAGCAUCUUGCUAGAAAGUUGGUUGAACUAUCCAAGAACAACGAACUGCUGAAAGAAAGUCUCGCUGCUAAAAGUCGUGUUCUAGAAAAGACACUGAGAACUUGUGAGGAGUUGCAAUCAGCUCUGCAUCACUCAAACCAGCCUUCAAGCUACUUAGUGGAGAGCAUCAAGAAAAGGGAUCAACAGAUAUCAAAAUUCAAAACGGAACUCUUGAACUUAUCAGCUAGUGUUAAGAAACUUGGCCAAGAAAACAAAUCUUUGGUGGCAGACAAAGAGCAGUUGACUCUUGAUUUGGAGAGAGCGUUGAAAAAUAAAGAAAAAAUUGCUGAUUUAAAAUCUAUGGUAGAGAAAAAAAUGACAAUGACAGAUAAAAAUCAGCCAAAACCCGUCGUUUUUACUAAGAAAUAAUCACCAUGCUAUUUUCAUCCUAUUUAAGUAUUUAGCAUUAUACUUCAAUUUAUCUUGGUGAUCGUGAUAUAAUUUGAAAUUUUUUCCAGAUAUUUUUAGCUUGACACUUUCAUAAAUUGACAAUCAGAUCAAUCACUUAUAAGAUAACAAUAUGCUGUCAGAUGAAAUAAUUUAUCUCAUGUUAUUGUUAUGUAAAUAUAUUGUAAAUUAUACUUUUAACUAUUUAUUAAUGUUGGUAAUCACACGU
Molecule: messenger RNA, 2322 nt
Organism: Bolinopsis microptera
Lineage: Eukaryota; Metazoa; Ctenophora; Tentaculata; Lobata; Bolinopsidae
Product: progesterone-induced-blocking factor 1-like
Exons: 10
Coding region: 51-2075 (674 amino acids)
Biological process (GO): cilium assembly
Cellular component (GO): centriolar satellite
Source: RefSeq, a predicted model, not a curated record